Molecule: messenger RNA, 660 nt
Organism: Symbiodinium sp. CCMP2592
Lineage: Eukaryota; Dinophyceae; Suessiales; Symbiodiniaceae
Source: the annotation of a GenBank genome assembly
AUGGCCAGGAAGCUUGUGGCACCGACCAAGAAGUGCUUGGUCAAGAUCCCCUUGGAGGACCUCUCCCUUGAGCACGACAGCGGAUGGAGAUCCAUCGACAGUGUCUGUGUCGAUGGAUUGGUCGACAACAUCACCUCCGGUCAGUGGGGUCAGAGUCUGUUUGUCGGCGUCACCAUCCUGGGUCCGAGUGACUUGUCGGCCGUCGACUCACGACGCUUGAUCGACAACGGCAAGCAGAGUGUCGCGGCCUUUGUCAAGGUCAAAGGCAUCCGGACGUCGCUGCUUGCUGAAGGCAAGACAGCGUCGGCGUCAGACACGCCAGCCUGGAUGUCGGACCCGGCCAUUGCUGACAUUCUGGACAAUGGCCUGGAGUGUCAGCAGGUCGAGUAUGCUGACUGGAUGGACCGGCCAUUGCAGAUCUGCUGGCAGUGUCUGUGUCACGAUGAGUCGAGCAAUCAGUUCCGGAAGUCAGACAUCAAGUCUGUCGUCGCGACCUGUGAAAGUUUCAGGUCACGCUGCGUCGGCGGCGACCGAGUGGUCAGACUGGAAAACUUCGAUCACGGCGUCGACUUGAAGAUCACCUUGUACGCAGUCCUGGUCGGCUGGGCGCAGUACCUCACGCCCUUCAGCGACGCCCAGCGUGACUCGGCUCUGGUUUGA